CCAGGAAGUACCGAGUGCUACAAAUCACCACAAACAUCACUGAAACUGUAACAGCCAGCAACGUUGUGACAGUUUCCUGUCGCACGUGUUUUCUAUCGUAUUGUAACAAUGGCGGAAGAGGUUUCCUGCUUGAAGGCACGGCUUAUGGAGAAAGAAAAAGAGAUAGUUGCAUUGAAGAAUAAACUGGCAUUAGAAAAGAACAGUUUGAUAGAUCUGCAGCUGCAGGAGAAAGUGACAACACUUCCACCUCUGAAACUCAAGGCAGCUCUGUCCAAUGAAGACAUCAUGCGCUACAGCAGACAGCUUAUACUGCCAGAGUUUGGUGUACAAGGUCAGCUAAACCUCUCCCAGACAUCAGUGCUGGUUGUGGGGUGUGGAGGACUAGGCUGUCCCCUGGCACAGUAUCUAGCUGCAGCAGGAAUCGGGCGUGUGGGUCUUCUGGACUAUGACGAGGUGGAACUGAGUAACCUGCACAGACAGGUGCUCCAUGGAGAAGACAGCCAGGGACAGGCCAAGGCCCAGUCUGCUGCCCAUGCUGUCAGAAGGUUGAACUCCACAGUAGAAUGCAUUCCCUACCACCUCCAGCUGUCUCCAGAAAAUGCUUUACAGCUCAUCCAACAGUUCGACAUUGUGGCUGACUGUUCGGACAACGUUCCCACCCGGUAUCUGGUGAAUGAUGCCUGUGUCCUCAGUGGCAAGCCCCUAGUAUCUGCCAGUGCCCUGAGAAUGGAGGGCCAGUUGACAGUGUAUAACUACCGUGGAGGCCCCUGCUACAGGUGCCUGUACCCAAAGCCUCCACCCCCAGAGAUGGUGACCAACUGCUCUGACGGAGGGAUCUUAGGAGUAGUGCCAGGGAUCAUGGGAUGCUUCCAAGCAUUGGAGGUCCUGAAGAUAGCCUCAGGACAGGGCUCUUCCUGUGGCCAACAGCUGUUGAUGUUUGACGCCCAAGAUGCCAAGUUCCGGUCCAUCAGGCUGCGGUCCAAGCAGGCCAGCUGUGCUGUGUGUGGAGAGAACCCCACUGUCACACACCUUGUAGAUUAUGAGAAGUUCUGUGGGUCUGCUGCCACAGAUAAGUGUCGAAGACUAAACCUUCUCUCCAAAGACCAGAGGGUAACAGUGCAGGAGUAUAAAUCUAUAGUGGACAACACAGCUGCUCAUCUCCUGCUGGAUGUUCGCCCUCUAGUGGAGGUAGAUAUAUGUCACCUACCCACCUCCCUCAACAUUCCUCUAUCCAGUUUAGAGGACAGAAAAAGUGAACAUAUCCGAGUGCUGAAGGAGAGAAUUGGCAGAGUGAAAGAGGAGAUGUUGAAUGAAUCCCAGGUCCCAGUAUAUGUGAUCUGUAAGCUGGGUAAUGACUCCCAGAAGGCAGUUCAGGUCUUGGAGAAGAUGUCAGGCUCUGAAGUGGACUUUGUCACUGUUAAAGACAUCUGUGGAGGGCUGAUGGCCUGGGCACAGAAGAUAGACCCCUCUUUCCCACAGUAUUGACUCAACGUCACAGAUUCUGCACUGUGGAUUCAUGACUUUGUUAAUAAACAUGUUCAUAAAUGUCA
Oncorhynchus tshawytscha (Chinook salmon) is the source of this 1550-nucleotide messenger RNA. It is a transcript of the gene mocs3, whose product is annotated as molybdenum cofactor synthesis 3. Gene Ontology annotation, cellular component: cytoplasm; cytosol. The transcript has 13 exons. Gene Ontology annotation, molecular function: adenylyltransferase activity; URM1 activating enzyme activity; thiosulfate-cyanide sulfurtransferase activity. The record is from RefSeq and is a predicted model, not a curated record. Lineage: Eukaryota; Metazoa; Chordata; Actinopteri; Salmoniformes; Salmonidae. Bases 109 to 1485 code for a protein of 458 amino acids. Gene Ontology annotation, biological process: protein urmylation; tRNA wobble position uridine thiolation.